Messenger RNA from Theobroma umbraticum, 1008 nucleotides. It is a transcript of the gene RGF8, whose product is annotated as root meristem growth factor. NCBI's taxonomy places the organism in Eukaryota, Viridiplantae, Streptophyta, Magnoliopsida, Malvales, Malvaceae. The record is from RefSeq and is a predicted model, not a curated record.
ACAAAAACAAAAAUCUUCAGAGAGUUGAAGUCAUAUGGAGCUGUCGGUAGUCAUUGCUGUGCUUUGUUUUAGCUUCUUGGCAUUGCAAACUCCUUGUACUUCCCUGCAAAUCCAGCUGCAAUCAUCAACUGAACAAGGAGCAGCAAAAGGAGUUCAGCUUUCUCUCCCCACACUGCCAAGGAAGCUCAGAUUCACUGAGGAAUUAGUAGCAUUUAAAGGAAAUGGAGCUCAACAUUCAAUUUCAAACACCAAGCAGAAGGAAGAUAUUUCAGGGAAAGCAUACCAGAAAGAGGAAGCUAGAGUUCAUGGAAGUCGAGGCACAAGGCAAGAAUGGGUGGAGGGCCCCGACGUUUCACAAUAUUUUACGAUGGAUUAUUCGAACGUAAGAAGACGACGACCCAUACAUAACAAGUCACUGCCGGUUGGUCCUUGAAACAUGGGGGAUGAUACCCUUAGUUUCUGCCUGCUUGCUGCUGCUGCUUUCAGUCUCCCAAGAGUACAGAACAAACUUUUAGGAUCACAAUUUUGUUACAAGAAACACAAAGUACUAGUCAUGCUUUUGUAAUUACCCAAAUGAGGAACAUGUCUUGUUUUCUUCCCGUUCAUGGCCGACAUUUCUUGACCCAAGAUUUUGUUACAUUAAACUAGGAUAAUUACGGAGUCCUGAUGAGUUUCUUUUCUGCCAAACUUUUUCUUGGUAGUCAAACGGGGGCUACAAACCCCGAUAUACGGCAACAUGCUUGCGCAAAUCACUGGUACUACCUGCUCGUUUACAGUAAAAACAAUGCUUGGGAUUUGGUUGACGUAGGAGUUAGGCUGGCUGUUUACCGAGGGAAGAACCUUUUGAAUGGCAGGAAAACAGGAAAUUGAUCACUGGUAUUUUGAUUCAUUUGAUAUCAUCUUUCCAUGUUUUGACUGUUCACCCUCUGUCUUUGCUUACAACUUCCAUGUCUGGCCGGGAUAUCAUUCAUGAUAAAGGCUAUGCUUAGUGCUGUCCAUAUGGCCUGG